Molecule: messenger RNA, 2088 nt
Organism: Acytostelium subglobosum LB1
Lineage: Eukaryota; Evosea; Eumycetozoa; Acytosteliales; Acytosteliaceae
Exons: 2
Coding region: 1-2088 (695 amino acids)
Biological process (GO): symbiont-mediated killing of host cell
Molecular function (GO): toxin activity
Source: RefSeq, a predicted model, not a curated record
AUGUCUUUAACAGUUGAUAAUCCAAAGAACUUUGAUGAAUGGAUCAAGGUCACCCAGGAGUUGACCCAGAUCAUGAUUGAUGAGAAGGCCUUGGUGAACACUGGUCGUUUCCCUUACACCAGAGACAACUCCAUGGAUCACCAGGAGAUGCUAAAGGUCCUUGUUGUUGGAUUGGUCUCCAGUAUCCCAGUGGUCGGUGAACCAUUUGGUGUGGUCAUCGAUGCCAUAUGGUCCGACGCCCUCUCCCAAGGCAAUGCCCCCGCCGUGCUUUACGAUGGUUUCCGCACAAUCACCACGAACAUGAUCAAUGAGGCAGUCGAGAAUGCUGACCUUGAGUCUUGUACCGCCGAGGUGGUUAAGAUCACCACUGCCAUGAAGGACUUCUUCCCCGUGUACAACAAGUGGUUGCUCAAGCCACACAAGAAAGCCCUUCGCGAGGCUUGUAAAGACCGUUUCUCCGCAGUCGAGUUGGCUGCCAACAGCGUUGUCAGCCAGGAUGGUGCAGCUUUGCGCAAGGAAACCUACGGAGUCAUCGAGUUGGGCAUGUUCACCGUGGCCGCCACCACAGAGAUCCUGCUGCUCAAAGAGGUCGUCAAGAAUGGCAAGACAUGGGGCUUCACCGCCAUUGAGAUGAAGGGCUACAAGGACAAGCUGGCCAGAUACCCACGUGAGUUCACCGACUAUGCCAUCAGCACCUACAAGGAUGGUGUCCAGUUGAUCAAGGACCGUACGACCGAGAAUGGACUGCCAGGCUGGAUGGCCUUCAACAAGGUGCUCAAGUUCCGCUCGUACUGCGCUCGCUUCGUCUUUGACUAUAUGGACCUGUGGUCAGUCAUGGACUCCAAGCUGUUCCCAGAAGGCACGUCCUACUUGAACCCACGCUACUGCUACCAUGAACUGGUUGGAGUACCAGUGAUUGAGAACAGUAGCGUAUCAUUGGGUGACGCCUCAUACUACAGGUCGCUGACCUAUGAGGCCAUUGAGAAAUGGUUCAACGACGCCAACAGAGACAAGUUCCAGAAGGAGCUCAAACAGAUCAGGAUCACGAUCGACCUUCAGCACCCACCCGGUUGGCUCAAGUCCAUCCAGACCACCUACCGCGAUCCAGCCUACCCCAACGCCGAGCAUGUUGAGGAUGUAGUCGGUGCACAUCCAGUUGAAACACACUCCAACGUCUACUCAUUCCCACCUCAUGCCGCCACCGAGACAUUCAACUAUGGCUUUGGCCUAGUGCCACGCGGCCUUGGCUUCAGUAACAGAGUGAUUAGCCACACAUUCCCUGUCGCCAAUUUGAACCUUGGAUACCCAUGGCAUGAGGGUACCUAUAAUGAUUAUUAUGCCCAGAUUGCUAGCAACUUGGACCCCAAAUGGACUGCUUAUGGCGUCCCAGCCACCAUCCCCAAUCACAAAAUUGGUGUGAUCGCUGGCCACACGACAAACUGGGAGAUGGUGACCGAUUUCUACUUGGACGAUCCAUUCCGCAACCCUAUCGUUGUUAGAGCUGGUCUUGUUGAUGCAAUCCUCGUUGGAAUGGUUCCAUCAUACGUAUUCAAUGAGAAUGUGAUCAUGCCCAAGGUGUGCACAAUGAUCGCCGCCACCAAGCUGGCCUACAACUCGGGUGCCUCGUUUGCUCGUGACCAUCUGAUGCCCACCGUGCACUCAAUGCGUGUGCCCAACGGAUCGACCAUCAACUACAGGUUCCAGCCAUUUGACGACAAGACCAGGACCUUCAUUCUGGGUGUGCGCUACUUCACCACAGCGGUAACUGGCACUGUCAAGCUCCAAGUGAUCAACGGCACCAAGAAGAAUGGCGAGAUGUUUGGCGACUUUGAUCUGGAGCAAUGUGCUAUGUCACCUGACAAGUCCACCGCCUACUACAACACACUCAAGGACAAGACCAUCUUGAUCACCUUGAAGCCAAAGGCCACAGCUCUAGCUGACCAGGACAUAUUUACAUUCAAGGCUGUUGGAGGUGAGGUCUAUGUCAAUGCCAUUGCCUUCUGGCCAGCCCCCACACUGCCACCUGCUAGGCCCACAGCACCCUCUGGAAAGACUGCACCAACCACAAAGGAAGUUACAUCAGCCUAA